UUUCACUUCUGUAAACCAGUGAGAUCAACUCCUCGGAGUUCAACAAUUUGAGAGAGAGUUAGCUUAUGGCGACAGUAACUACCAUCAAAUUCUGGUCGGGAUUUCUUCCGACUCAACCGGUUGUUGGCUCGAGAAGUUGUUUCUUCAAAACCAGUUCCAUCUUGAAACGCAGUUUUGUUGCGAAAGUUCGUGCUUCUUCAACAGCCUUCGUUGAAACUAAACCAUCGGAACCAAUUGUUGUUGAAAACGAAGUUAACACGAACAAGACAAUAUUAGCUUGCCCCAUAUGUUAUGAGCCCGUGAUGUGGAUUGGAGAUUCGUAUUUGUCUGUGGGAUCUAUACCUCGUUCUAGUUUGCAAUGUAAUAAUUGUAAGAAGACUUACAGCGGGAAAGAAACACAUUUUGAUUUAACAGCAGCUAGUGGGGCCAAAGGUUAUGGUGAAUCCAUGCCUUUAGCAACUGAAUUUUUCAGGACUCCUUUAGUAUCAUUUCUCUAUGAGAGGGGUUGGCGUCAAAAUUUUAUAUGGGGUGGUUUUCCAGGCCCAGAGAAGGAGUUUGAAUUGAUGAAAGAUUACCUAAAGCCUGUUUUAGGUGGAAAUAUCAUUGAUGCUAGUUGUGGUAGUGGAAUGUUCUCGAGACUUUUUGCUAAGAGUGGAUUGUUUUCUCUUGUUGUUGCUUUGGACUACUCGGAGAACAUGCUGCAGCAAUGUUUUGAGUUCAUCAAGAAGGAAGAGAACUUUCCUGAAGAGAACUAUGUCUUGGUUAGAGCUGAUAUAUCUAGACUUCCUUUUGCAUCAAGUUCGGUGGAUGCAUUGCAUGCUGGUGCUGCUAUACACUGUUGGCCUUCACCAUCAACAGCUGUAGCUGAAAUAAGUCGAGUUCUGCGACCUGGAGGAGUGUUUGUGGCUUCCACCUACAUCCUUGAUGGACCUUUUAAUUUUAUUCCAUUUGUGAGGCUUUUUCGCCAGAACAUUAUGCAAAUAUCAGGCAGCUAUGCUUUCCUAGCUGAACGUGAACUAGAAGAUCUCUGCAAAGCUUGUGGCCUGGUUGGUUUUACGUGCACAAGGAAUGGACGUUUUGUGAUGUUUACUGCUGCCAAACCCAAAUAAGCAUUUAGUGCACCAUUGGGCACUGCUCUCCGUUUGGUUCACUAAAACUCUAUUCAUCUGCAAAACUAAAAGUCAAAAUAUAUGUAUAACUGCAUGUUGUUAUGGAUGUGUUUAUCCAGUAUAUAGGAAUAUGAUGGAGAGGUCUGUAUAUAUGAAUUUCAUUAGAUGCCU
Molecule: messenger RNA, 1280 nt
Organism: Pistacia vera
Lineage: Eukaryota; Viridiplantae; Streptophyta; Magnoliopsida; Sapindales; Anacardiaceae
Exons: 8
Coding region: 66-1109 (347 amino acids)
Molecular function (GO): S-adenosylmethionine-dependent methyltransferase activity
Source: RefSeq, a predicted model, not a curated record